Rhodofomes roseus is the source of this 1404-nucleotide messenger RNA. Its product is annotated as amine oxidase. The record is from RefSeq and is a predicted model, not a curated record. Lineage: Eukaryota; Fungi; Basidiomycota; Agaricomycetes; Polyporales; Fomitopsidaceae. Gene Ontology annotation, molecular function: oxidoreductase activity. The transcript is spliced from 4 exons. Bases 1 to 1404 code for a protein of 467 amino acids.
AUGGCUACGCUGGAUACGAUCAUCAUUGGAGCAGGCUGGUCUGGCGCCGUUGCCGCGCGUCAGCUCGCGCAGAGCGGGUACAAGGUCCUUGUCCUCGAGGCGCGAGAGCGCAUCGGUGGGCGAGCGCGGACUCACACGGAGGGCACGCAUGUUCCAGUCGAUCUUGGGUGCAGCUUCAUUCACGGGUACAAGGAGGGAAACCCUACGAAGGUUAUUGCCAAGGAGCUCGGGGUGGGUGUAGAUGUCACGAAGCCCACGGAAAGUGCCAUAUACGGCGCAAAUGGCCUUCUCGAUGCCUCGGCAGCGAACGAUUUGCGCGAUCGUCUCGGUCGGGCGCACGCAACCGCACGCAACACCGCUCUUAACAGCACCUCGUUAUUGCCAUCGUCCACAACCCCUCUCUCUGCCGCAUUCUUCGACCCGGACUCCGCGCUUAGCACCUCGUCCACUCCGAGCACCGCGACGGCCUUCGCGCGCACGCUCGAAGUACCCUUCGGUGCCGUCCUCGAGCAGGUGAGCCUGCGCUGGACCGGGUGGGAAGACAAUUUCGCAGGGUCAGACGCCGCGCCCCACGGCGGCUUCCAGCCCCUCGUCGAGCGCGUCCUCGCCGCCGCGACACACACCGGCAACACACGCGUCCAGCUCGGCGAGACCGUCUUGCGGAUCCAGGAGGAGCAGUCUGGGGUGAACGUGUCGACGGACAAGGGCGUCUACCGCGCUGCGACGGUCAUCUGCACGAUCCCGCUUGGGGUGCUGAAGCGCGAUGCUGCCCAUUUGUUUGAGCCGAAGCUACCUGUGCGCCGGACGGAGACUAUUCAGGGCACGCAUGUUGGCAUUCUGGAGAAGCUCGUCCUCACCUAUUCGGACGCGUGGUGGCCAAAGGCGGGUACGGUCGGCUCGUUCACAUUCCUACCAUCUCGCACGGGCGGAGGCGAGCCCAAGACAGCGGACGACGUGCUCGCGUCCGCCACGCUGGUCGUCGCCUCCUUUGCCGGGCCGUCCCUCCCGCGCCAGCACCCGACACUCCUCUUCUACCUCUCGCCCACUCCCGCACUCGGACUAGCGAAGUUCCCGCUCGAAGAGGUCACGGACGCUGCACAUGCGUUCCUCACUGCGCGCUUCCAGCCCGGUACCCAGCCAGCCAAGCCGACGAGCUCCGUCAUGACGGACUGGCAUAAGGACCCGCUCGCACUGGGUGCGACCACGACCCCCAGCAUCGUUGGCGAGGGACGCAGCCCGCUCGACUUUGCAGAGCUCGCGAAGCCGCUGUGGGGCGGCAGACUUGGCUUCGCGGGUGAGCACGCGGAGAUGAAUCACAGAGGCAGCGUGGCGGGGGCGGUCAUCAGCGGGAUGAGAGAGGCGGAGCGUGUCAACCUGCUGCUCACGAAGCUUGCGGAGGCAUGA